UCUUAUGUAUCGCGACGUGUGAAUUCUGCUUUUGACAGUACUGUCUAUUUGUUUUAUUCAUUUAUUUGUUUAAAAAUUUGAUUGUUACAUUAUAAGUGUAUUAAGUAUUGUGACAAUAGGACUUGUUAUUAAGAUCACAUUGAAAUGAACAUCAGUGGAAGUCCAUUAGCCAGUGAAAUGUCGAACAUUUACAACAAUUCUGUAGUUCAUUUUUGGCAGCACAUAUUUCAUGAUGUGGCAGAUCCUAGAACAAGAGACUGGUUCUUAAUGUCUUCUCCAGUUCCUGGUGCUAGUAUUAUGUUUGGCUACCUUUAUUUUGUUCUUUCAUGGGGUCCUCGUCAUAUGGAGCAUCGAAAACCUUAUAAGCUUAAAAACACACUCAUUAUCUACAAUUUUUUUCAAGUUGUUCUCAGUAUUUGGCUCUUUUGGGAAGGUCUUGAUGCUGCUUGGUUGAAAAAAUACAGUUGGAAAUGUGAACCUGUUGAUUACUCUAAUACCCCUGAAGCAUUAAGGGUUGCUAGAGGAGUUUAUAUGUAUUUCUUAGCUAAAAUAUCAGAACUUCUUGACACAGUUUUUUUCGUUUUGAGAAAAAAAGAACGACAAAUUACGUUCUUACAUAUGUACCAUCACACUGUGAUGCCAUUAAUAUCAUGGGGAGCUACUAAAUAUUACCCUGGUGGACACGGAACGUUUAUUGGUGUUAUCAAUAGUUUCGUUCAUAUUAUAAUGUACACAUAUUAUUUAUUGGCUGCUCUGUUGCCGCAAUAUCAACAAUAUUUAUGGUGGAAAAAAUAUAUCACAACAUUGCAAAUGGGUCAAUUCUGUCUCGCCUUUGUGCACAGCUUACAAUUACUCAUCUAUGACUGUGAAUAUCCAAGAUGGUCUCUUAUUCUUAUCUUGCCUAAUGUUACAUUCUUCUACCUUCUCUUCUUCGAUUUUUACAAAAAAGCCUAUGUACCACAAGAUAAGAAAAAAGAUGAUGAUCUGAACGUCAAGGACAACGGCAAUGCGUGGAAAAAUAAUAAAGAAAAUGGUAAAGACAAUACUCGAAAAGUAGCUGAUGGCAAUGCAUCAAAUGGAAAACUUAAACAAGGGUGAUAAUAUUAAAUUUAAUUAGAUUUGGAACUGAAAGUGUAUUGAGAAAUCAUACUUGCAAUAGUUUCAGUUUUUUAUAUUUUCUGGCACAUAGGAUACUAAGUAGCGAAAAAACUAUAAAGUGCGUGGUGAAUUGAAUAACUUAAAUAUAAACCCUAAUUUAUAUUAGGAUGUAUUGAAUAAUAUCGAUAUUUUAUGUUGUUAAGUACUUCAAAGAUCUUUAAGAAGUUCAUUUAUAUAGAUAUAAUAUUGUUAACAUUUUUUAGUGAGCUUUAAGCAAAUGUGUAGAUUAAUAAUUUUUAAUUUUUUAUCGUAUUUUAAACUAUGCGGCAUAAAAUUUUUUUAUUUUCAAUAUUCUAUUGAAUUUUCUCUAACUUGUACAUUAUCGUUAUACCUAAUCUUUAUUGUAUUCAAAGUAUGUCUUAUACAAAAUCGCUAAAAUAUUUAUGUAUAUAAAUAGUUUGUUAAUUUUUUUAGCGUUUAAUAUUUUUCAUGAUAUCAUUAGAAAAACUAAAAAAUAGAGCCUUGUAUAGAAGUAAAUUCAAAUAGUUAUAAGCUACAAGUAAUUUAACUUUUUAUACGUUCUCAAAAAUAGUAAGGAAUAAA
Messenger RNA from Cotesia glomerata, 1701 nucleotides. RefSeq names its product elongation of very long chain fatty acids protein 7 (gene sit). Gene Ontology annotation, cellular component: endoplasmic reticulum membrane. Gene Ontology annotation, molecular function: fatty acid elongase activity. Gene Ontology annotation, biological process: fatty acid elongation, saturated fatty acid; fatty acid elongation, polyunsaturated fatty acid; sphingolipid biosynthetic process. The record is from RefSeq and is a predicted model, not a curated record. The transcript is spliced from 6 exons. NCBI's taxonomy places the organism in Eukaryota, Metazoa, Arthropoda, Insecta, Hymenoptera, Braconidae. Bases 145 to 1098 code for a protein of 317 amino acids.